AAGCGCGAGCGGCCGUGUGGUGGUCGAGUCCCCAUCUGGACGCAGACGAUGGCGAGCCCGCCGGCUGUGCCCCGGCUGCCUCCACACGACCCGAGGACGCCGGCUCUGUCGGUGGUGGACAUGCACACGGGCGGCGAGCCCCUGCGCAUCGUGCUGGCUGGGUGUCCGGAGGUGGUCGGCCCCACGCUGCUGGCCAAGCAGCGCUACAUGCGCCAGCACCUCGACCACGUGCGGCGACGGCUCAUGUUCGAGCCCCGGGGGCACCGGGACAUGUACGGGGCUGUGCUGGUGCCGAGCGAGCUGCCUGACGCGCACCUGGGCGUCCUGUUCCUGCACAACGAGGGCUACAGUUCCAUGUGCGGCCACGCGGUGCUGGCUCUGGGCCGGUUCGCGCUCGACUUCGGGCUGGUGCCAGCGCCCCCCGCCGACGCCCGCGAGGCCCUGGUCAACAUCCACUGCCCCUGCGGGCUGGUGGCCGCCUUCGUGGAGUGCGAGGGCGGCCGCAGUGGCGGCCUGGUGCGCUUCCACAGCGUCCCGGCCUUCGCGCUGGCCACAGAUCUCCUAGUGGAUGUUCCCGGUCAUGGAAAGGUGGUGGUGGACAUUGCAUAUGGUGGCGCGUUUUAUGCGUUUGUUAGUGCUGAAAAGUUAGGACUUGAUGUUUGUUCCACAAAGACAAGGGACCUCAUGGAUGCAGCAAGUGCAGUGACAGAAGCAGUGAAAGCUCAGUUUAAAAUUAAUCAUCCUGACAGCGAAGACCUUGCCUUUCUAUAUGGAACUAUAUUAACAGAUGGAAAAGACGCUUAUAGUGAGGAACCAACCACCAACAUCUGUGUGUUUGCAGAUGAACAGGUUGACAGAAGUCCUACUGGCUCAGGAGUGACAGCCCGAAUUGCCCUACAGUAUCACAAAGGACUUCUAGAACUGAACCAGACUAGAGCCUUUAAAAGCAGUGCAACUGGCUCAGUAUUCACAGGGAAGGCUGUGAGGGAAGUAAAAUGUGGUGAUUUUAAAGCUGUUAUAGUGGAAGUAUCUGGACAAGCCCAUUACACAGGUACAGCAAGCUUUAUAGUAGAAGAUGAUGACCCACUGAGGGAUGGAUUUCUUCUCAAAUGACUUAUAUGACUUUUAAGGGCUUUCUUUAAAUUGUUAUCAUAAGUAAAUUUUCUCUGAAUUACAUGGAAAACUGUAUCCAAAUUGUACAUGUAA
Messenger RNA from Lipotes vexillifer (Yangtze River dolphin), 1206 nucleotides. It is a transcript of the gene L3HYPDH, whose product is annotated as trans-L-3-hydroxyproline dehydratase. The transcript has 5 exons. NCBI's taxonomy places the organism in Eukaryota, Metazoa, Chordata, Mammalia, Artiodactyla, Lipotidae. Bases 49 to 1113 code for a protein of 354 amino acids. Gene Ontology annotation, molecular function: hydro-lyase activity. The record is from RefSeq and is a predicted model, not a curated record.